Molecule: messenger RNA, 1063 nt
Organism: Catharus ustulatus (Swainson's thrush)
Lineage: Eukaryota; Metazoa; Chordata; Aves; Passeriformes; Turdidae
Gene: PAF1
Product: PAF1 homolog, Paf1/RNA polymerase II complex component
Exons: 11
Biological process (GO): transcription elongation by RNA polymerase II
Cellular component (GO): Cdc73/Paf1 complex
Molecular function (GO): chromatin binding; RNA polymerase II complex binding
Source: RefSeq, a predicted model, not a curated record
CAGCGGAAGUGACGCAAUCGCGAGGCGCCGCGCAUGCGCGCAGCCGCCGGCAGACAUGGCGCCCACCAUCCAGACGCAGGCGCAGCGCGAUGAGCCGGGACACCGGCCGAGCUCGCACCGGACCCUCCCCGAGAGGUCCGGGAUCGUUUGCCGGGUCAAGUUCUGCAACAGCCUCCCGGACAUCCCCUUCGACCCCAAGUUCAUCACGUACCCCUUCGACCAGAGCAGGUUUGUCCAGUACAAAGCCACGUCCCUGGAGAAGCAGCACAAGCACGACCUGCUGACCGAGCCGGACCUGGGGGUGACCAUCGACCUGAUCAACCCGGAUACUUACAGGAUUGACCCUGGGGUGCUGCUGGACCCCGCUGACGAGAAGCUGCUGGAGGAGGAGAUCCAGGCCCCCACCAGCUCCAAGAGGUCGCAGCAGCACGCCAAGGUGGUGCCCUGGAUGCGCAAGACCGAGUACAUCAGCACCGAGUUCAACCGCUACGGGGUGUCCAACGAGAAACCCGAGGUCAAGAUUGGGGUGUCAGUAAAACAACAGUUCACAGAAGAAGAGAUCUACAAGGACAGGGACAGCCAGAUCAGCGCCAUCGAGAAAACCUUCGAGGACGCGCAGAAGGCGAUCACCCAGCACUACAGCAAGCCCCGGGUGACCCCCCUGGAGGUGAUGCCCGUGUUCCCCGACUUCAAGAUGUGGAUCAACCCCUGUGCCCAGGUGAUCUUUGACUCGGACCCGGCUCCCAAGGACACCUCGGGGUUGGCGGCGCUGGAGAUGAUGUCCCAGGCCAUGAUCAGGGGGAUGAUGGACGAGGAGGGGAACCAGUUUGUGGCGUAUUUCCUGCCCGUGGAGGAGACGCUGAGGAAAAGGAAACGGGACCAGGAGGAGGACGUGGACUACGCCCCCGAGGACGUGUACGAUUACAAGAUCGCCCGCGAGUACAACUGGAACGUGAAGAACAAGGCGAGCAAAGGCUACGAGGAGAAUUAUUUCUUCAUCUUCCGCGAGGGCGACGGCGUCUACUACAAUGAACUGGAGACCCGGUGGGGAACUGGGAGGGAC